Caenorhabditis auriculariae is the source of this 4834-nucleotide messenger RNA. Lineage: Eukaryota; Metazoa; Nematoda; Chromadorea; Rhabditida; Rhabditidae. The record is from the annotation of a GenBank genome assembly.
AUGGCGAGCCCUCGAACGAGGCGCGUUCUCAAGGAUUUGCGGCCGCUGGACGAGAAUAAUGUGGGUUUUCAAUUUUUCUUAUUUAUUUUUCCUCCGUUCAAAAUUUCUUUACGAUAUUUUGCAGGAGCUUAGAAAAAUUUAAUGAAGGUUUUUGAGGCGAGGAGACUUUUUAGUGCUAUUUUUUUGACCUUGUUUCUUCGCCCAGCAAGGAUUUUUUUAAACUCAAUUGUUUCAAUUAUUAUAAUUUCUAUCUAAAAUUAACAAAUUCUCACAUUUCAAUAUUAUAAAUGUUUGAAAUAAGUAGAACUCAAAUUUCAAAAAGUUUAUCUUUUUUUCUUUUUAAGAAAAAAAUUGUUUAGAAAAAAAUAAAGUCUUUCAACGAAUUUAUGGUGAAAAUAAAAAAAAGUAUUAUUUUUUUGUGAAAAAUUUUUCAAACUGAUACAUAGGCAAAGUUGGAAGGACCCUCCGAGGGUCCAUAAAGGACCAUAGAAAUGUUCCUUUUAGGGUGACGAAGGCUCUCUUUUUGCUGCCUUUUUGCUCCAUUUUCUCAGCCCUUAUGCACCAUUUUUGCUGCCUCUCCCUUUCUCCACCAUUUCUCGAGCCUUUAAAAUCCCAGAAAAAUGGAAGGUUCGAUGAAGGGAGUCUCUUUGCUCCCUUUCGCUGUCUUUUUGCUCCCUUUUGCUGCCUUUCUGCUGCCUUUCUGCGGCCUUUUUUGAGCCUCUCCCUUUUAGCGCCCAUUAUCCACCAUUCCGACUUUGCCCGAGUAUGACGAUUUCUUUUGAGUUGUACCAAGUCGCCUCAUUUAAAUCAAUUCAAAGCAAUUUUGGCUUUAGUGAAGAGUUUGAUUAACAGGAGCGUGCUCAGCUUUUUCAUGGCGGCAAAUAUCAGGUUUUUCUUCUCAUUUUCCAAGUUCCUCUUUUUAUGUUCCUUGAAACUUACAAAGAAACGAGCUUUAUUCAACCUUUUAAGGAACGUAAAAUGAAUUUUUUGUUCCCUUCUGAGGUCCUUGAAAUGUUCGGCUAUGUCCAUGUCGUUCACAAAAUUGCCGAGUGAAACAUCCUUUUUUUUUCAUUUUCAGUUUUGUUUCGAAUGCGAGGCGAACAAUCCGCAAUGGGUCUCGGUGACCUACGGAAUUUGGAUCUGUCUCGAAUGUUCAGGCCUCCAUCGUGGUCUCGGCGUUCACUUGAGGUGAUUUCUUCAGAAAAAGCUUUGGAAAACAAAAGAAAAUCGGGGUUUUUUUUUUACACUUUCAAGCAUUUUUAGUGGACUUUUUUUGGUCCAUCUCGAAGAUUAUUUGAGAUUUAUUUGACUACAUUCUCAUUGACGUUUCACUGAACUUGUGAUAAUUUUCCGUGUUUCCUACUAUGAAAUCGACAAUUUUGAUUUCCUGAAUUUUUGAUGUUAUACUUAGAAUCUUUCUAGGCAUUUCUGUGAUUUUCACUUAAUUUUUCUAAAAAUUAGCCUGCGUCUUUGAAAAAAAAAAUUGAGAAAUGGGAUGGUCUAUAAGAAUGAAAGUCUGUUUUAAAGUUUAUAAUUAUUUUUUUGAGUAUUCAAUUUCAGUUUUGUCCGCUCAGUAACAAUGGACAAGUGGAAGGACAUCGAGCUGGCCAAAAUGAAGGCCGGCGGAAACAGGAAGUUCCGCGAGUUUCUCGAAUCUCAGCCUGAUUAUGACCCGAAAUGGAACCUCCAGCAGAAGUAUAACUCCAGAGCGGCAGCUUUAUUCAGGGAUAAGGUGAUUAAAAUUUAUUGGGGUUUUAUGGCUAAAACAGUAUUAAUUCAGUUUUUAGAAGUCAAGAAAUUUGAAUAAAAGGUUUUUUUGUAAAAAAAUUUUUAGGAGAAGCACGCUUUUUUUCAGUUAAAAAAAGCUCACAAAGUCUUACAAAAAGAUUACUUUUUUUGCCAGUUUUCAUUAAAUUUCCAACUUUUUUUAUCUUUAUUUUAGUUCCAAGCUUCACGACUGUCUACCUCUCUUGGAUAAAAAUAUAAAUCCAAGAAGUUCACUUUUUUGGUAUCUUUUUUUUAAUCAUAGAAAAUUGGGAUUAAUUGUGAUCAAGCGACGUCUAAUCCAGAUGAUCCUAAGACACCUUUGCAGGAAGUUGCACAGUAUUUGAUUUUUGUUUCGAUUAAAGGUGGCUUGCGAAGCCGAGGGGAAGGAAUGGUCGGCGGCGACGUCCAGGGCGGCCAACUACAUGCCGACUUCGCUGGGAAUCCCGAGGCCGUCGGAGCAACGUUCCACGAGCAACUCCACGCUGGGAUCUUACUACGGCGGAAACACCAACAGCUACGCCGGCAGCGGCGGCGGUGGAUACAACACCGAAGGAUCUGUGUUAGUACUAUGAUCACCUGAAUGGUCUCAGGAUUUUCGCGCAUUUGAAAACUUGCGGAAAUUCUAUUUCGACCCUUUCUAUGCGAUUUUUCUUCCAUCAUAUUUCCUUUGUGUUUUUUUUUAAGUUCAGAAACAUCAAAAUUUACACAGAGCGUCCUGGUGUUUUGAAGGAACAUGUAAACAUAUGAUACUUAUAGCGUUUUUCAGACUAUUUGAAGUGAUGUCUAUUCAAAAACAAUAUUGUAGAUUUUAGAACAGACCAUAUAUGAAAAAUAAUCAUUUUGGGAGCUCAUAAAUGAAGUUCAGGGAAAGAAGAAUUUCCAUUCAUUUUUUAGGAUUAUAUACUUGAUUUUUCAGCGACAAUAAAUACCAAGGCUUCGGUAACGAUGCGCCGAGGUCAGGACCUCAAAACGACGAUUUGUUGACCGGCGCCAUGUCGUCCUUGUCGAUGGUUCAUUUCAUGAAUUUCUCAAAAGAUUUUUUGAUUGAUAGAUAUUAUUUCAGUUUGAAUACUGUGCUCUAUUGCCAUCUUCUUUUUGAAGAAAUCUUUGAAAGCUGUUUUCCGUUAUCUAGAAAAACGAUUUUCAACCGUUUACUCGAAUUUCGUAUUGUGCAACACAUCUGAUAAAUUUCCUUUAGAGUAGAGAUGCCUCUGAUGAAUCAUAUUUUGAACGGAUUGAAAGACAGAAAUAUCUCAUUUCCAGGGCUGGUCAAUGCUUUCGAAAGGAGCCUCUCAAGCGGCCGCCAUCGCCAAAGACGUCGGAAUGCAAGCGACGCAAAAAGCGUCGGAACUCACAGAUAAUAUGGUAAAACAUAUGAUUUACACUUCUCAAAGACAGCUCUUCAAUUAAUAGCUUGUGGUAUCCUAAAUAUCAAAACUGAAGUAGAAAGUUUGCGCAAAAAAAUGGCGAAGACCUUCAAAGUUUUCUGAGAUUUUUCUUUUUCGUCCAGCCGCAGAUUCAAAAACUAAAGAAGUUAUUUUAGACAAAGCAGUAUAGCUGAUUCACGGCCAGCUUGGGACGCUGAGGGGGCGUGUCCUGUCUGCGCUCCCCACGAGCCAGGCGCUAUCUCGUGCAUUAUCGUGUCAGGACCCGUUUUUCGAUGCCUCAAGCCAACCGUGAAUCAGCUAUAUUUUCUUCCAGAUGCAUUGUGCAAUAAAGCGCAAAAUCAUUUUUUAUUAAGUCAAUAAUUUUGAUUUUUUUUUCUCAUGUAAAAAUGUUCAAUGAGGUUUUUUUUUCACGAAAUUCAGUGGUUUUUAAAUUUCAGAAAAAACGCAGAGAAUCAUUUUCCACUUUAUUGCAAACGGCCUGUUUUGCUAAUAAUUUAAAGAUUGUUUGUUAAAAACUUCACGAAUUUUCGGAACUACGUGAAAAUGUAUGACUUUUUGAAGUUUUCUUCUAGUUUCUGAGAGUUCAAAGUAUUUGUGCUCCAGGGCCAAGGAAGCGGCCUUCUAUCGGGAGUAGCGUCGAAGGCCACGGAAGUCAGCACGAAGUCGUGGGACGGCCUGUCGCAAUUCGUCAAGUCUCCGUCGCUACAGGCCUUUGGAGGGAUCUUGAACCGAGGGUCUUUAUCAUCCGAAAACUGUCCAUUCAUCGUUCGCCUUCAGAGGUUAUGAAGAUAUGGCCGGUGCUGGGGGAGGACUCAACACUGGAACUCCUGUAAAUUCGAACAGCGAUUUUUCCAGCUGGCUGGAGUCUUCCAAUUUGUGAGUUAUUCAACGUUUUGAGCCAUUUAGUACUAGGAUAAAUUCCAGAUGAAUUUAUGAAUUUUUCAGGCCUCGAGGAGCACUACCAGCUGAAGGGAACAGCGUCUCAAGCAAAAGUAGGUUUUCAACGAAUUGAGUUCUUUUUUCAAGAAAGUCGACGUGGAAAUUACUGGAUAUAUAUAGUUCUGCAGCCUCAAAAGCCUGCUAAAAUUGAAUUUUUAAGCAUCAGUAGACCGAUGAACAAUUUAUCUAAAAACUAAACGCGCUAAAUUUGAAUUUGGAAGCCGUUUGCACCACUUCCGUCCUUUAUCUGAGCUCAGCACGGAAGCUAAAACCCUCAAGGGAUCACUUGAACCUCAGAAAACUGAAGUGGAAAUUUUAAAACACAACGAGAAAAAAUAAUAAUAAAUUGGCGUAUAGUUCAGUAGACCUUUUUUCUGUGUAGUAAGAUUUCUCCUAUAGUUUUAAUAUUAUUUUACAAGUUUCAAGGUCUUGAAGCGAAGCCGGAGAAAAAGAAGAAAUCGCGCGAGGAACGGUUAGAUGUGCAGGUGAAAGCGCCGUCAAGAAACCGAAGCGGCGCCUCUUUGAAUUCGGCUGGUGAUGAAGGUGAGAAAAUGUAGAUCCCUCAAAGAUUGAUCGAUUUCCCAGCUCCCCCGACGUCGACAUCAACCAUCGACCAAUUCGAAGCCGCCGUGAACAAGGCGAAAACGAACGUGGCUCAGCAAAAAGUGAAGAAACAAGAAGAGGAGAAGAAAGCGGCCAAAGGAUGGGACGACGACGCCUGGGACAUUUUGAACCAAUAA